AAAUCAAAAUCACUCUCUUUCGCCGCUCUCCCGAUCGCAGUGUGUGGACAUUGAUUUGAUUCAACUUAAUCUUCCCUCUCUGCUUAAGCGAUCAGAACGAAGCUUUCGCAUAAGUGUAUGACUUUAGAUUGUAAGUUGAACUACUUAGGAGAUGGAGAAUGAAAUCUGUCCAAGGAAUUUCGUACGGCUAUCGGAAUUUUGCUUCGAGAAAUUGAGGUUUUUCCUCCUUCCUUAUUGAGUAUUAUUCAUUGAUGAGAAAAAUUGAUAAAUUUUCUUGCCUUCUUAAUAUUUUGUUUGAAUACAAGUUCUUUGUCUGUGGGCUGCAUAAAUGACAAUGAUUUAGCUCUGUGAAAAUUAAGGACAAUUCUCUGCUUCACUAUGGUCUGCAAAACUGCGAACCGACCUAUGACCGUAUAGCACUGCCAAAUCGACGACCAACCUGAUUGAGCUGAGGUUCGGUCGAAGCUUGGUCAUGUUCGACUUUGCCCAUCACCAAUGAUGUUGCGCUUGAAGGAUCUCCAGGAUUUUGUUCAUAAUAAUUUCUCGUAUUGGUGUUAUAUAGCUCUGCAUCAUUUCCAGGUCUGAACUAAAAUCUCAGAUUACCUGCAAACUUUAGUGCAGUAGCCGAAUACAUUUCGAAUUAUUUUUUGGUGAGUGAGAGACUGAGCUGAUCCUUUGAGCUGACAAAAAAUGAUAGAAAUAUUCAGUUACACAGCAUGCAGACAAUUGUCUCAGAUGAUAUUUGCAAUCAUCUUGUUUCACAUCUCUGAAUAUAUCUUGGCAGUUGGAAUUCAUGGGAGGUCAAAUGUUACUCUAAAUUCCCUUCUGAUAAGCAAAAACUAUCUCUUGGCAAUGGUCUUGUCUUUCUUAGAGUACUUUCUUGAAACUUUGUUGUGUCCCAGUCUUAAGGAAUACUGGUGGAUUAGUCAGGCAGGCCUUGCAAUGGUCGUAAUCGGAGAAACUGUACGUAAACUGGCAAUUAUAACUGCGGGUCGAUCAUUUACACAUCUGAUCAAGAUCUAUCAUGAGGAUCAUCACAAGCUAGUUACUCAUGGAGUCUAUAGAUUUGUUCGUCAUCCUGGAUACAGCGGUUUCCUCGUGUGGGCGAUUGGCACCCAAAUCAUGCUCUGUAAUCCCAUCUCCACCAUUGCAUUUGCAGUUGUGGUUUGGCACUUCUUUGCCAAACGAAUUCCGUAUGAAGAGUACUUCUUGAGACAGUUUUUUGGGGACGAGUACAAGGAGUAUGCGAAUCGAGUACCCUCUGGAGUGCCAUUCGUGAAAUGAAGGCCGAAGAUCUGGAGUUGGAUUCAUCAAGAUAUUUUUCAUGGGUUCUUUGCUCUUUUGAGGUAUUUGGAACCUUUAACUGGGAGUAGUUUUGUGGUGUAUAUUAAAGCUUCUAAUUGAUGAUUUUUGGAUGAGGAUUCUUUUAAUGUAAUAUUCUUUGUAUAUGAAGUGAGGAAUUGUUGAGCAAGAUUUUACCAAUGCACAAGUUUGCUAAACUCAGACUUAAA
Momordica charantia (bitter melon) is the source of this 1511-nucleotide messenger RNA. RefSeq names its product protein-S-isoprenylcysteine O-methyltransferase A. NCBI's taxonomy places the organism in Eukaryota, Viridiplantae, Streptophyta, Magnoliopsida, Cucurbitales, Cucurbitaceae. The record is from RefSeq and is a predicted model, not a curated record. Gene Ontology annotation, molecular function: protein C-terminal S-isoprenylcysteine carboxyl O-methyltransferase activity. Gene Ontology annotation, biological process: C-terminal protein methylation. Gene Ontology annotation, cellular component: endoplasmic reticulum; membrane.